This is a messenger RNA of Pogoniulus pusillus (Red-fronted tinkerbird), 876 nucleotides long. Its product is annotated as carboxymethylenebutenolidase homolog. Lineage: Eukaryota; Metazoa; Chordata; Aves; Piciformes; Lybiidae. The record is from RefSeq and is a predicted model, not a curated record. Bases 129 to 866 code for a protein of 245 amino acids. Gene Ontology annotation, molecular function: hydrolase activity. The transcript has 6 exons.
GGAAGCCUGAUCCCUGUCCUCUCCCCACCCCUUUCCCUUUCUGCGUCAGCACUUUCCUUCGGGGGCACAUUCAGCGGCAGCCAUCCCCUCGGAGCUCUUUGCACGCUUGCUGAGUCACAGUAUCACACAUGGCUAACGAAUCAAGACCCUGCCCAUGCGACAUUGGGGACAGGUUUGACUAUGGAGGCCGUGGGCAGGAGGUGCAAAUCGAGCAUAUCAAGGCGUAUGUUGGCAAACCACCUGUGAGCACCGACAAAGCUGUGCUUGUGAUUCAUGACAUAUUUGGAUGGCAACUUCCCAACACCAGAUACAUAGCUGAUAUGCUGACCUCUAAUGGAUACAUAGCCAUCUGCCCAGACUUUUUUGUAGGUCAAGAAGCUUGGAAGCCUUCCAAUGACUGGGCGUCUUUCGAGGAGUGGCGGAAAACCCGAGAUUCCAGCAAGAUAGACAAAGAAGUCGAUGUCGUCCUGAAGUAUCUAAGGGAACAGUGCGGCGCAAAGAAGAUUGGAGUCGUUGGGUUUUGCUGGGGUGGAGCAGCAGUACACCACCUGAUGCUGAAAAACCCUCACUUAAAGACAGGGGUGUCUGUCUAUGGAGUCAUCAAGUUCUUUGAGGAUGGAUCCAGUUUGCUUCACCCCACGUUGUUCAUUUUUGCUGAAAAGGAUGAAGUCAUCCCAUUGGAGGAAGUCACCCGACUGGAGCAGAAGCUGAAAGAGAACUGCAAAGUUGAUUACACAGUGAAAAUUUAUCCUGGACAGACACAUGGGUUUGUACAUCGCAGAAGAGAAGAUAUCAAUCCUCAAGACAGACCUUAUAUUGAGGAAGGGAGAAAGGAUAUGAUCAACUGGUUGAAUAAAUACCUUUAGUGUCAAUAAA